AUGCCGAUAGCGAUAUUCGGCUUCAUCACAAACGUCAUCAAUGUCAUAGUUUUUUGUGAUCCGGAAAUGCGAUGUUCGCUUGUCAAUCAUUUUUUGCUGGUCCUAUCAAUAUCCGACCUCCUCCUACUCGUUUGCAACUUUUUUAUGCUCAUAUUCCCGGUUAUCGCGUCGAUGAGCAAUAACUAUUUAUUACACAACUAUUAUCCAUUAUUCCUGUGGUUCGCUUAUCCGGUUGGAUUAAGCACACAAACGUGUGGCGUCUAUUUGACAGUGUUGGUGUCGGUGCACAGAUAUUUGGGCGUUUGUCAUCCGUUUCGAGCGAAACGAUGGGUUUCUGGCAAACCGGUGAAGUGGGCGAUUAUAGGCUCAAUAAUCUUCAGUAUCGUGUUAAACCUUCACACUUGGCUAGAACUCGAUAUCCGCACCUGCUAUGACAUCAACUUCAAUAGCCCCUUAAGAGCCAUCUUCUUGACUCCAUUGAGAAUGAACUCAAUGUACACAUUGAUCACAAAAUGUAUAAUGUAUACAUUAACUAUGUUUAUCAUUCCCUUCAUCACUCUAAUUAUCGUUAAUUGCCGGAUUGUGGUGGCAUUGAAGGAGUCGACUAGAAUGAGGAAUGGUCAGUCGAUGAAGAAAAGCACACAAUCAAGGAUCAUGAAUAAUUUCCGGAUGUUGAAAGGUGCAAAGUAUAGCGAGCUGUUUGGACGAUUUGGAAGGUUGAAUUUCAACCCUCUCAAAACGCCGUCUCUCCUCAAAACGAACGGAAACUCACUCCGAGACCGUUCGGUAACCCUUAUGCUCCUCGCCAUCGUCGCUAUUUUCCUCUGCUGUAAUUGUCUGGCAUUCUGUAAUAAUAUAUAUGACAACGUGCAAGUCGCCAAAAAGCAUGCACAAGAGUCGGGCUCCUCCAAUUCAACUUUAUUGCCUCCAGAGAUCGAAGAACUCUCACAAGAUUACGAUGAGGAAUGGAGUAUUUUCGACGAGUGGACUUUUGAUUUUUCCGUCGAAAUUUCAAAUCUUUUGAUCAGUUUAAACUCGUCGAGCUCUAUGUUUGUCUAUCUGAUAUUCUCGAGCAAAUAUCGAUCGAUUAUUAAACAUUGGUUGGGGUUGGAGAAGAGGAGACGAACAAAUGGAGUGGCUCUUACUACAGUAAUGGCUGCACAGAAAGCACUGGAGCUCUCGAUUCUUCCGGAUGAAGUUGAAGCCCGCCGAAACCGAAAAGAAAAGAACCGUUUCGUGAAGAAUUCAAAGCAACUCAACAAAUCGGCUCAAUUGUUUUUGACCACCUCGGAAACGGAUCUCCGGAAGGCUACAAUGGUGCGAAAAGAGGCGAAUGAGGAUGAGAUUCAAGAGAUUCAAAGUGAUGAGCCGAGUGCUGCUAGCAAUAUUUCUAGGGGUAAGAAUUGA
Messenger RNA from Caenorhabditis remanei, 1407 nucleotides. RefSeq lists its product as uncharacterized. Gene Ontology annotation, molecular function: G protein-coupled receptor activity. Gene Ontology annotation, biological process: G protein-coupled receptor signaling pathway. The coding region runs from base 1 to 1407 and encodes 468 amino acids. The record is from RefSeq and is a predicted model, not a curated record. Gene Ontology annotation, cellular component: membrane. The transcript has 8 exons. Lineage: Eukaryota; Metazoa; Nematoda; Chromadorea; Rhabditida; Rhabditidae.